GUUUUCUUCUCUUCGCCUUCUUCAAUUAAUCUUCACGAUCACAUUCGCUUUUGAAUAAUUCUCGACUCUUCUAUCUAAAAUCUACUAUUAGAUAUAUACCCACUAUCGCUUUGAAUUUUCCGGUGGCCAAUUGAUUUAUUUCUAUUCCCAAUUACUUCUCUUAAAGCCCCGAGAAGUGACGAUCAAUAUUUCAACAUUCCGUCAGUGCAAAGAGUUGAAAGCUGAGAGCUUGAUAAACGUUUGCGUCGAAGUCUAUCAGGCCUAUCAAGUUCAAACAUCCCGACUUAUCUCUAUCCACCUUUUCAUUUACAAGGAUUAUUCUUGUAGGUACUUACGUGGUGAGUACCCACUAGCCAAGGCAGGUAGCACCAAGGAACGACUACCUCCUUCGUACGAGCCCAGCCCGAAUAAUUAAGACACAUAACGUCAUAUUCCUAUUAUUGCAUAGAAUUCAAGACAUACUAAAGUUUCGAUCCCCCCACACCACCAGUACUCUUAUCACCGUCCUUCCCGUUUCCAAACAAACGAAUAAAACCCGAUAAAAGGUCCCAUUGAUACCGAUAUUGAUAUCAACCAAUCUCUCUCUUUUUAUACGAAUAAGCUUGAUUCGUAUUACACACUCAUAGGAAGGGCCGGGACUUGGACCAAUUGCCGAUUGACUAAGAAAAAGAGAGAGAAGCCACAGCGGCUGUUUUGACCGCGGUGGAGAAUUCAAGUCGUAGGAAUAAACGACGAUGAAAUACGGGGAACACUUUGAGGAAGAGUCGGUUCCAAGCUGGGGUCUACACAAUAUCGACUAUAACUCACUAAAGCACCAGAUCAAGGCGCAUACGACCAAAGACCAAGCCACUGCCAUAGCAAUUCCCGGACAACAAGACUAUGCUCUGAAAAGAUUCGAAGAUGCUUUCUACCUCGAGCUCUGUAAUCAACAUAACCGAGUCGGUCUCUUUGUCACGAGCAAAGCAGACGAGAUCUCCAGACGCCUACGUCACCUUUCGGACUCUGUACACCAGCUUAUAGUACGAUGUAACAAUGCGGGUGGUGUAUCACCAAAACGACAACGACGGUUGGCCAAGUACGCUCUACAAAUCGACGAAUGCGACGACGAUAUUAAGGCGCUGAGCCGAUUCGUUAACGCACAAAUAAUAGCAUUCCGAAAGAUCCUUAAGAAAUAUAGGAAAUGGACCGGCUCGACAACGUUAGGUAGCCGUUUCAAAGAGAACGUGCUGAGUUCGCCUAAGAGCUUUACGAGGCGCGACAUCACUCCCCUUCGACUACAACAUCAUGAGCUACUCACCACUUUGGAGGCCGCCUCUCCCGACAUCGACUCCCUCCAAGCCGAGCGCCAGAAACAAAAACAAAAAGCGCAUUACGAACCCAAUAACAGUCGCCGAUCGUCUCUAACACAACAACCAAAACCUACGUCGGUGAGCACUCCAGGAGGCUCGUCGAUGACGUAUUGGAACGAAUACGAGCACGGCAGCGAAGCGGGCGAUUACGACGACGGCGGGUACGCAUUAUACAUCGACCCGAACGCGACGACGGAUUUCCCAGGGUUCAUCUACGUCAAGACCAUGUUCACGGCCCCGGUAGAUAAGGUCCGACACUGGCUGAAGUCACGGUCGCCGCGCUCGGCCGAGAGACAAUCGCUCCUUCCCGGCCGUGGGCAAUCACCUGUCGAUUACUUCAGCACCGGUCAUUCGGCCACUGCCCACACCACCGACAACGAAGCGACCGAGGACGAAUACGCGUCGUCACUAAACUCAAGCAUCGGUCGUAGGAACAAGUCCCAGUACUCCGCCUUGCCAGCCACCGAAGAGAACACCGAUUACCAUAUCUCCCUAUACCAUGACACGGUACUGACACGCACCGUGGUCCUGGCCUUCGUCACGGCCUUCAUACUGCUAGCUAUCUCGGGGAUCUUAAUCGCUACGGGCCGUCAUAAGAUGCGCCUCGAGGUCGACGCGGGUGUCACGGUCGGAUCGGUCGCCAGCCUGUUCUGCGCCUGCAUGGGCUUAGGGGCUAUGCUAUACCGCAAGUACCCCGUCGGCUUCUUGUACACGAUCGCUGUGUGGGCGGCGUUCGUAGCGGUGUGCGCACUUAACGGCAUGUUGCUUGUGCUCGUCGUCGGGAGUAACGGGUUAUGACGCCGUCCUGAGUACGGUCGUCUUAGCUUUACCGGAAGUCUGGGUAGAGGCUCGGCCGCAUAUAUAUCUCGUGCUUCCCUAGGUGGGUAGGUAUGCAUACAUAUAUGUAUGAGGU
Molecule: messenger RNA, 2262 nt
Organism: Annulohypoxylon maeteangense
Lineage: Eukaryota; Fungi; Ascomycota; Sordariomycetes; Xylariales; Hypoxylaceae
Exons: 3
Coding region: 735-2147 (470 amino acids)
Biological process (GO): microautophagy; vacuolar transport; polyphosphate metabolic process
Cellular component (GO): fungal-type vacuole membrane; vacuolar transporter chaperone complex
Source: RefSeq, a predicted model, not a curated record